UUUUAUCCAAAUUUAAUCGAGUAUGAAGAUGAUGAAUUGGUUUCUUUAGAAGUGCGUACCAGUAACACGUGUACUCUUCCAACAACGCCGUUGUAGGCUACAGUAGUAUAUAAUAAUAGAGAGAUUGAAAGAUGUUGAUGACAUCACAGUCCUUUAUUUCUGUUCCAGAGUUCAGACAAUUUGGAAACUCUAAACACCCUACAAUUAUCCCGAUCUGCUCGUCCUCAUCAACAUCGCCGUCCAUGGACCACCAGAACACACCGCCACCGCGAGUGGUGGUUUGCGGCGGCGGAGUCAUCGGAGUCUGCACUGCCUACUUCCUCGCCAAGAAGGGAGCCGCCGUAACCCUAGUCGAGAAAUCGUCGGUCGCCUGCGCCGCCUCCGGCAAAGCCGGCGGCUUCCUCGCCCUCGACUGGUGCGACAGUGGGCCCCUCUCCUCCCUCGCCCGCGCCAGCUUCAAUCUCCACCGUUCACUCGCUCAAGAUCUCGAUGGACGCCAAUCCUACGGUUAUCGUCCGCUCACCGCUCUCAGCCUUACCAUCACCGAAUCGGAGUCUCAUCGUAAAAGCCCAAGUCCAAAUCUUCCUUCUUGGGUCGACGGCCCAGCUCGAAGCUCAAAGACUAUUGGGACGGCCGAGACCACGGCCCAAGUCCACCCACAGCUCUUCACUCGCACGUUGCUGUCGAAAGCGGUGGCGGACCACCGUGUGCAGGUGGUGAUCGGGAAAUUGGAGCGCGUGGAGGUGGAGGUGGAGGAGGGACGAGCGAGGGAGGUGGUGCUGGAGGGGGGUCAGAGGAUCGAGGCAGAUGGGGUGGUUUUGGCUCUUGGGCCUUGGUCCAGUAAGCUCUCCUUGCUGUCGUCAAUUUUCAGGGUGUAUGGGUUGAAAGCCCAUAGCAUAGUUUUGGAGCCCAAUGAACCUGAUGCGAUUACGCCCCAUGCGCUGUUCCUCAGUUACUAUGCGGCCCAAGGAGGCAAGCCCAUGGACCCAGAAGUGUACCCCCGUCCUACAGGGGAGGUGUACUUGUGUGGAACGUCUGAGGAGGUGGAGGUGCCCGAGGAUCCAGAACAGGUGGUGGGCAACCCCGAAUCAAUAGCAGUGCUUAAGAGGGUGGCCAAAAUGGUGUCAAGCCAUUUGGAGGAAGGGAAAGCAACAGUGAAAGCCGAGCAAGCAUGCUUCUUGCCUUGUACAGAUGAUAGUCUGCCAGUGAUAGGGGAGGUUCCAGGCGUAAAGGGGUGUUAUGUGGCAACUGGGCAUAAUUGUUGGGGCAUUUUGAAUGGUCCGGCCACAGGGGCUGCAGUGGCGGAGCUUGUGGUAGAUGGUUGUGCUAGCAUUGUUGAUCUCACACCAUUCAGUCCAACCAGAUUUAUCGGCAGGAGGAAGCGGUUGACCUAAUUUCGUAUCAAAAUCAAGGAGUGUAGUACAGUGGUAUCUGCUCGGAAGGACUGGGCGUGUAAGUUUCUUGCCAAGAAAAAAAAUAAAAUAAAAUUGUAUAGAUAUAUCAGUUGCUGUGAUGAGAUAAGGCAUGUACCCUUAUCGAAUAAGGAUAUAUCAGUCUCCUUCCUACAGACAUGAUUGUCUGAACUGUUUGGCCAACACCAUUCAUUUUUAGGCGAAUGUUUGUUUGUAAUGCAAUUGAAAUGGAUAUAAACAGAUUAACAAAAUUUUGACUUUGCAGUUUGUUAGGCAGAUGUAUGGAACUCUGGAGUCUAAUUGGUCCUCUA
Messenger RNA from Cornus florida, 1723 nucleotides. Its product is annotated as putative oxidoreductase C1F5.03c. NCBI's taxonomy places the organism in Eukaryota, Viridiplantae, Streptophyta, Magnoliopsida, Cornales, Cornaceae. The coding region runs from base 132 to 1394 and encodes 420 amino acids. The transcript is spliced from 2 exons. Gene Ontology annotation, molecular function: oxidoreductase activity. The record is from RefSeq and is a predicted model, not a curated record. Gene Ontology annotation, cellular component: cytoplasm.